This is a messenger RNA of Abrus precatorius (Indian licorice), 2092 nucleotides long. Its product is annotated as glucomannan 4-beta-mannosyltransferase 9-like. Gene Ontology annotation, cellular component: Golgi apparatus. The record is from RefSeq and is a predicted model, not a curated record. Lineage: Eukaryota; Viridiplantae; Streptophyta; Magnoliopsida; Fabales; Fabaceae. Bases 391 to 1980 code for a protein of 529 amino acids. Gene Ontology annotation, molecular function: mannan synthase activity. The transcript is spliced from 9 exons.
UAAACGAGAGAGAGACCAUAGAGAGAGAGAACUUGAAAAGCAUUGCAAUAUACGUUUGCUCCAUUUGGUGCCAUUGGCUGUGGCUAAAUCUGGCACAUGGAGUUGAACUAGUUAGUUCAGUGGGAAUGCAUUGUUAGCACAGUACUAUAAUAGUAUCCACUGACUCUAGCUCUUUCAUAUUGCCUUGUCGUAACUCCUAAGCAACAAUCAGUGAGUGACCAAAAGUGAAAACUAAAAACAAUCCGUGUUCUUUUCGCAAAGCCAACAAGCCUCCAAGACCUGCUUCAAAAACCAAGCACAAAUAGUGAUAUCAUAUCACAUUCUUUUUUAUAUAGUCACUGCUCUAUUAGUGCACUUUGUCUCUCCAAAGGAAACUAAGUAAGCCCCCAAAUGGAUCGGCUUUCAUCAGCAACUACGUUUGAAAGCAUGCAUUAUGGCAGUGCAAACCAAAUGGGUUUGAUUUGGCAGCAAGCCAGGGCACCCUUGAUGGUUCCAUUGCUGAAAUUGUUAGUGGUUUUGUGCCUAGCCAUGUCAGUUAUGUUAUUUGUGGAGAGAGUUUAUAUGGGUAUAGUCUUAGUCAUUUUGAAGUUUUUUAGGCGAAAGCCAGAGAAGCAAUACAAAUGGGAGCCACUCAGGGAUGACCUUGAGCUAGGAAACUCUGCAUACCCAAUGGUCUUGGUGCAAAUUCCAAUGUACAAUGAGAAAGAGGUGUAUCAAUUAUCAAUUGGAGCUGCCUGUGGGCUAUCAUGGCCAUCUGAUAGAAUUAUUAUUCAAGUUCUUGAUGAUUCCACAGACCCAAUCAUUAAGAAUAUGGUGGAGGUGGAAUGCCAGAGAUGGGCCAGCAAAGGCAUAAACAUAAAGUAUGAGAUCAGAGAGAACAGAAAUGGAUACAAAGCUGGGGCUCUCAAAGAAGGCAUGAAGCACAGUUAUGUCAAUCUAUGUGACUAUGUGGCCAUCUUUGAUGCUGAUUUCCAACCUGAGCCUAACUUCCUUUGGCGCACCAUCCCAUUCCUGGCUCACAACCCAGAAGUUUCACUUGUCCAAGCUCGAUGGAAAUUUGUAAAUGCUGAUGAAUGCUUAAUGACAAGAAUGCAAGAGAUGUCAUUGGACUAUCAUUUCCUUGUGGAGCAGGAAGUUGGGUCCUCAACCUAUGCUUUCUUUGGUUUCAAUGGCACAGCUGGUGUUUGGAGAAUUUCAGCAUUAAAUGAAGCUGGUGGAUGGAAGGAUCGCACAACAGUUGAAGAUAUGGAUUUGGCUGUCCGAGCUGGUCUCAGAGGCUGGAAAUUUGUCUACCUUAGUGACCUCAAGGUGAAAAAUGAAUUGCCAAGUACCUUCAAAGCCUACCGUUAUCAGCAGCACCGGUGGUCAUGUGGCCCAGCUAAUCUUUUCAGGAAAAUGGCAAUGGAAAUCUUAAGAAACAAGAAAGUCUCCAUGUGGAAGAAGUUUUAUGUGAUUUAUAGUUUUUUCUUUGUACGAAAGAUCGUAGCCCAUGUGGUCACAUUUGUAUUCUACUGUAUCGUGAUGCCAGCAACUGUUUUAGUUCCAGAAGUAGAAGUUCCCAAGUGGGGUGCUGUCUAUAUACCUUCUAUCAUUACCCUCCUUAAUGCUGUUGGAACUCCAAGGUCAAUCCACUUAUUGAUAUUCUGGAUACUUUUUGAAAAUGUCAUGUCAAUGCAUAGGACCAAGGCAACACUUACAGGUUUGCUUGAGGCAGGAAGAGUCAAUGAAUGGGUAGUUACUGAGAAAUUGGGAGAUGCUCUUAAAACAAAAUCAGUUGGCAAAGCAGCUAAGAAGCCUCGUAUCAGGAUUGGUGAAAGGCUUUAUUUCCUAGAACUUGGAGUGGGAGCCUACCUCUUUUUCUGUGGAUGGUAUGAUCUUACCCAUGGGAGGAACCACUACUUCAUAUAUCUUUUCCUGCAAUCUUUUGCCUUCUUUGUGGUUGGGGUUGGCUAUAUUGGCACCUUUGUUCCUAAUUCUUAGAGGAACUCCUCCAUCAGAAUUAUUGAGUAUCAUUCGGCAUCCCAUUCACUACAAGAAGGAACAAAACGCAGUUUCUUCUGCCGGUAGCUGCCAUUCAAUUUGUUUUAGUAGC